Messenger RNA from Oreochromis aureus, 480 nucleotides. RefSeq names its product transmembrane 4 L6 family member 5-like. The transcript is spliced from 4 exons. Gene Ontology annotation, cellular component: membrane. NCBI's taxonomy places the organism in Eukaryota, Metazoa, Chordata, Actinopteri, Cichliformes, Cichlidae. The coding region runs from base 97 to 480 and encodes 127 amino acids. The record is from RefSeq and is a predicted model, not a curated record.
GUCCUAGUGCAUGUGCUGAUAGAUAUUUGUAGUUGUUCCUCAGACAGAGUCUAAAGUGGAUCGUCAGUCAGCCUUCCCGUCUCUAUAAGAAUCUAGAUGUGUGUAUCAAGGUGUCUGCGAUGUGUGGGCGUGUCUCUAGUUCCCAUGGCGAUUGUCUGCAUACUGUGCAACAUCCUGCUACUGGUUCCUGAGCUGAAGAUCCAGUUCCUGUUGGACGGUCAUGUGACUAGAGAGGCUACCUGGGCCACAGGACUGUGGGGCUCUGGCUUCCUGGUUCUACUUGGAGCUCGAGCCUUUGUCCAGAGCAGCAGAACCCGAGGCUGCUGUGCAUUCAGGAGUCAGAUGUUGUGCCAGCUGCUUUACUCCUGCCUGUGUCUGCUCUCUGCUGCCUCCUGCUGCCUGGUCAGUGCCACUGGUCUGUCUCAGGGUCCCCGCUGCCUCUACAACGACUCCUCUGGUCCCACCUGGGGGUCCCGCUGA